CUGACUGAGGGAGUGCAGCUCCUCCCCAAUUACACCCUUUAAUACAAGUGGAGCAGGACAACACGGCAGCUCUGCUACAGAACAGCAUCUCUUCUCACUCUGACCUUACAGCAUGAAGACUCUUCAGGAAAGGAUCGUCAUUCUUUCAGUUGUGCUGUGUUUGAUCUGUGCCAUUCAGGUCAGCGCUCUGCCUCUGCCUGAGGAAUGGGACGGCGGUUUGCUCUCACGGACAAAACGAUCACUGCUGUGGCGCUGGAACAGCAUGAAGCCAAUUGGUGCCAGCUGCAGAGAACAUUCAGAGUGCGGCACCAAAUACUGCAGGAGAAAUACAUGUGCCUUCUGGAUAUCCUACUAAAGCAGAGGUGCACAAACAUGGCUCCAGCAGGGCAACUGUCUGCAAAACAAACGUCUCCCACAUGACACUGAAGUCACCUGUCACAGUCAUUUUCACGCUGACAUUGUGGUGUGAGCGGAAGACAGAAGUGUUUUUAUGAGUUACAGUAAUCUGAUACGCAGCUCUGCACUGAGGCAACAAACAAAGCUGUAAAAGCGGGAAUCACGUGAACAGUAAAAAAAAAAAAAAAGGCUCCAUCUGCAGUGAUCGUGUUUUUAAUGUCAUGUGAUCGUGUUUUUAAGUAUGUCAUUUCUUAAACGCAACACCACUAAACCACCUGUUUAUACCGGGAUUAGUUUGUUUUAUAAGAAAAUACAAGUGCUCAUGCAAAGUUUGUGUGUUCAUUUGUUCAUAUAUUUAUUUUGUACAUAUUGUAAGCUAUGUAUAUAUGGAAAACACUGUAUAUAUAUGUCGGUUGUGUUUCUUUAAUUG
Messenger RNA from Solea senegalensis (Senegalese sole), 826 nucleotides. Its product is annotated as liver-expressed antimicrobial peptide 2. The record is from RefSeq and is a predicted model, not a curated record. The transcript is spliced from 3 exons. Gene Ontology annotation, biological process: antimicrobial humoral immune response mediated by antimicrobial peptide; defense response to bacterium. NCBI's taxonomy places the organism in Eukaryota, Metazoa, Chordata, Actinopteri, Pleuronectiformes, Soleidae. The coding region runs from base 113 to 355 and encodes 80 amino acids.